Messenger RNA from Macrosteles quadrilineatus (aster leafhopper), 378 nucleotides. RefSeq lists its product as uncharacterized. The transcript has a single exon. The record is from RefSeq and is a predicted model, not a curated record. NCBI's taxonomy places the organism in Eukaryota, Metazoa, Arthropoda, Insecta, Hemiptera, Cicadellidae. The coding region runs from base 1 to 378 and encodes 125 amino acids.
AUGGUGGACAACCAGUUGAGCUGGAGGGACCAGAUCUUCCGUACGGCGGACAAGGCUGCUAGGAGUGUCACUGCUCUUAGUAAGCUUACGGCCAAUGUCGGUGGUCCUUGGUCCAGCCGUAGAAGACUCUUUAUGUCUGCAGUCCAGUCCGUACUUCUCUACGGCUCUGAGGUGUGGGCAGACGCCCUCAACGAGGAAGAGUACAGGUUGAAGCUGGCACAAAUGCAGCGUCAGGUGGCACUCAGGGUCGCUUCCGCGUACCGUACGGCAGUUUUGGUUAUUGCUGGAGUUAUCCCUGUUAAACUCUUAGCAGCAAAGUGGAAGACAAUCUACCAGAGACAAUGCUACAUCGGGAAGGAAGCUACAAGAACGGAAUAG